This is a messenger RNA of Bursaphelenchus xylophilus (pine wood nematode), 1693 nucleotides long. The record is from the annotation of a GenBank genome assembly. NCBI's taxonomy places the organism in Eukaryota, Metazoa, Nematoda, Chromadorea, Rhabditida, Aphelenchoididae.
AUGAUCAGUCUUCAAGUCGUGGUUUUAUCAGCGAUUUUUAUGCCGGUUAAUUCUGAGGUGGGUUACUGUAGCAAAAAAGACUUAAUUCUAUUUUGGUUACUGUAACAAAAAAAAAACUUUAUUUUGGUUACUUUAACAAAAAAAUAAAAUUAAUUUUGACUAAUGUAACAAAAAAAUAAAAUUAAUUUUGGUUACUGUAACAAAUAAAUUUAUUUUAGUUACUGUAACAAAAAAAUAAAAUUAAUUUUGAUUACUGUAACAAAAAUCUAAAUUUAUAUUGGUUACUGUAACAAAAAAAAUUUUAUUUUGGUUACUGUAACAAAAAAUAAAAUUUAUUUUGAUUACUGUAACAAAAAAAUAAAAUUAAUUUUGAUUACUGUAACAAAAAUCUAAAUUUAUUUUAGUUACUGUAACAAAAAAAAGUUUAUUUUGGUUACUGUAACAAAAUCUAAAUUUAUUUUGGUUACUGUAACAACAAAACAAAAUUAAUUUUGAUUACUGUAACAAAAUCUAAAUUAAUUUUGAUUACUGUAACAAAAAUCUAAAUUCUAUUUGGUUACUGUAACAAAAAAACUUAUUUUGGUUACUGUAACAAAAGGUCAAGUUGUUUUUAGACCGACUGCGGCACCACUUGCCAAACGUAUCCUUGUCUGGAAAAACGGGCUCAAUGCGGUCCGGAUGGAUAUUUAAUCGGGUAUGGGGAGAGAAAUUGCGAGAAUUUCAUUGAUCCCGAGCUCUACAGCAAUUUUAACGCCAAAGGAAAGGCUUUUAUCAAUUGCACGAUGGUCUGUCUGACUCAAUAUUUGGAAGAGUAUUUUUCGGUAAGCCUAAGUUAUAGUGCACUGUACAAAAAUUCAUUUUUUUGGGGGUUUAUUGCACAGUGCGACAGAAAAUUUCGAAAAUUUGCACUGUGCUGUCAAAAAACAAAUUUUGCACUGUGCGGCAUCAAAAUUUUUUUUUGCACCGUGCAGGUCCAAUUGGCAAAAAUUUUGCGACAAAAAGAAUUUCGCACUGUGCAGUCAAAGAAAUAAAUUUCGCACCGUGCGAUCAAAAAAAAAAAAAAAGAAAAAUUUGCACUGUGCAAAAUAAAAAUUGCACUGCGCAAUCAAAAAAAAAAUCGGAAAUUUUAUUCUUCGCACAGUGCAAAGGAAACUUUUAUAUUUUUGCACCGUGCGAUCGGAAAUUUGUAUUUCUUGGACAGUGCAAAAUACGCCUUCGCCUUUCUUUGCACUGUGCAAUGAAAAAGUCAGUUUCGCACUGUGCGGCAUCAAAAAUUUUUUUUGCACUGUGCAAAUCGAAAAAAAAGAAAAAUUUGCACCGUGGGAAAAAAAUCGUUUUUUGCACCGUGCAAAGACCGUGCGAUUGGAAAUUUUUAUUUUUUUUUGCACAGUGCAAAGGAAACUUAUAUUUUUGCACUGUGCAACGAAAAAAAGCCAAUUUCGCACCGUGCAAUCAGAAAAGAGCCCAAUUUUUCCCUCUAAAAUUUCAAUUUCAGAACCGCACCACAAUUGAUUGUGACCAACUCACCAACGAUGCCUUCCAAAGCCACGUUCAGUGUUAUCUAGGCUGUGGAUUUUGCCAUGUUUGGUUCUCAAAUUUGAUCGCAUUUUCAAAAGUCUUCAACGUCUCCGAUUUCCUAACCAAACGAGCUUUCAAGACGGUCACAAAGACUGCCGUCGGAUGCUUGGGGUAG